AUGCAUGGAAGAAGAGCAAAUCGAGCGCACGAAGAAGAACAAGCAAGGGUACAAAAGGUAAAGGAAUUAAUUCCUUUGGUUAAUAAUUUAAUUAAAAAAAAGAAAACGAAUAGUUAUGAUAAAGAAUAUAUUGACAGAACGUCGCUUAUAUUAAUGAAAUGUCCUUAUCUACAAACGUUGUGGAAUUAUAGAAGGGAAUAUUUUGAAUAUAUUAAACCAGAAUAUUUAAAAGGCAAGAAGGAAAUUGAAGAUGAGAAAUGUGAUAUGACGAAAACGUCGGAGGAAUUAAAAAAAAUAUUGAAAGAUGAAAAUAACAUGGUGGAAGAUAUAUUGAACACAUUUAAUAAGUGUAAUGAAUUAUGGUUUCAUAAAUUAUGGAUUAUAAAAUAUGGCUUAAAAGACAAUUUAAUAGAUAUGAAAGAUUUGUUAAAUGAAUUAGAAUAUUGUAAAAGGUCCUUUUAUAAGGAUGAUAGAAAUUAUCAUUGUUGGAAUUAUAGAUCUUAUAUAAUAUCUUGUAUUCAUAUUGUACAUACAAAAUUAAAUAAUAUGAAUAAAGAAAAUAAUGAAAAGGAAAAGAAAAUAAAUGAAACAAAUCAAACACAUCAAACACAUCAAACAAUUCAAUCAAAUCAAUCAAAUCAAUCAAAUCAAACAAUUCAAUCAAAUCAAUCAAAUCAAACAAUUCAAUCAAAUCAAUCAAAUCAAUCAAAUCAAUCAAAUCAAUCAAAUCAAUCAAAUCAAUCAAAUCAAUCAAAUGGAUGUUUUAAUUUUGAUGUAUAUGAAACUAAUUAUAAGUUAUCUAAAAUGUUAAUUGAAAAUAAUUUUUCAAAUUUUUCAGCAUGGUUUUUAAAAUAUUCCUUAAAAAAAUCCAUAAUAGAUACUAAUAAUGAAUUAAAUUUAAUAAAGAAUGCUAUUUUUACUGAUCCCUUUGAUCAAAGCUUAUGGGAAUUUUAUAAAUGGUUUCUUUUUCAAAAUGGAAAUGAUAAAGAAGAAAUUCUGUUCAUUCUUUUAAAUAAUAAUACUAUAUACCUAUUUUUUCAAAAUUUAAUUAACCUAAAUAUAACGAAAUGUAUAUGUUAUGAUAAUAACAAUAAGGAAAUAAAGGGUUCAUGGGAUAAACAUAUUAUAAAAAUAAAUAAUAGUAAUAAUAUUAAUGAUAGUAAUAAUAAGGAAUCUUUUGUAUUUUCAUUUACAUUGGAUAAAAAUGAUUUACUUUUAGGUAAUAUCCCAUAUAUUAAAUUUGUCUUAUAUUAUUAUAAAUAUAAUAUAUAUGUACCACACCAAAUACAUUAUGAACAAAAUAUAUUAAAAGAUAUAUACAGAUUAUAUAAUAAUUCUUCUAAAGAAAAUAACAAAUAUGAACAUUCUAUAAUUUACCAAAUUGAUAUAACAAAAAUUUCAAAAUGCCACCUUUUUAAUAUACUAUUAGAUAUCAAUCAAUAUAAUAGAAAAGGCAUGUACGAAUUCUCAAAUAAUAUAGAUGAUAAUAAUGACCAAAACAAAAUAUAUUAUAAUUUUUAUAAAUAUAUAAAUUCUUCAAAUAUUCUGUUAAAUAUAAGUACCAAUAUGGACUUACAUUUAUUAAAUUUAGAGCUUGAACAAAUUAAUGAAUUAUUGCUUUUAGAAAAUGACUGCAAAUUUGCUCUAUACACAAAGUUUGAAAUAUUGAAAAGGAUUGAACAUUUUGAAGAGGCAUUAAAAGUACUAGAUUAUUUGAAACAAGUUGAUUUUCUUAGAUUAGAAUAUUAUAAAGAUCAAGAAACUGAGAUUCUAAUAAAGAAACGUAUCCAUGAUUAUUACGAGACUUCUGAAAAGGGGAACAAUAAUGAAAUGCUGGAUUUAACUCACAUGAAUAUUAAGAGUAUUAUAUACCCCCUUAUGAUCGAAGCCUUCUUUAUAACAAAAAUUGAUUUAUCAAAUAAUUCCAUAUCGGAAGGGUACAGCGGUAAAGGGACAUUAAAUUUUUUGUAUAAUUUGAGGGAACUGUGUUUGAAUAAUAAUAAGUUGAAAAAUUUUAUUUUUCUUAUGAAAAAUUUAUAUAAUCUGAAAUUAUUGGAAAAACUUGAUGUAAGUAAUAACCAUUUAGUGGACAUGGAACAAGACUUGGAUCAGUAUGAAUUUGUAAUUUUACCUUCAUUAAAGUAUAUAAAUAUCAGUAACACAAACAUUGCUCUAUUAUUAAACGAAAAGUAUAAACACAAAAAUAUCCUGAACACCUAUAAUAUUAUUAGACAUAACAAUACUGUUGUGUUAUCAAAAUUAUAA
Molecule: messenger RNA, 2265 nt
Organism: Plasmodium reichenowi
Lineage: Eukaryota; Apicomplexa; Aconoidasida; Haemosporida; Plasmodiidae
Product: protein prenyltransferase alpha subunit, putative
Exons: 8
Coding region: 1-2265 (754 amino acids)
Biological process (GO): protein geranylgeranylation
Cellular component (GO): Rab-protein geranylgeranyltransferase complex; cytoplasm
Molecular function (GO): Rab geranylgeranyltransferase activity
Source: RefSeq, a predicted model, not a curated record